Messenger RNA from Neolamprologus brichardi, 3895 nucleotides. Its product is annotated as GTPase IMAP family member 8. The record is from RefSeq and is a predicted model, not a curated record. Gene Ontology annotation, molecular function: GTP binding. Lineage: Eukaryota; Metazoa; Chordata; Actinopteri; Cichliformes; Cichlidae.
GCUUAAUGAUUCCACAUUUAUUCUGUCUUUACAUUGUAACUUUGUUUGUCUGUGACAAGCCUUCAUGCUUUCAUUUCUUUCUGGUUAUGACAGCAACAUAUUUACAGACCUGGUUGACCAGGGAAUAUCCUUAGCAACUACAAACAAUGAAGGACACCUCCUUUAACAGAUCUCUAUGAGUUUUGACAUCAUAGGUGUGGUAGUUAAAACUAUCUUGGAACGAUUCCCAGUGGCAGCUGGUUAUACUGCCUCCACCCCAGGUUGGAAUGCUUAGCAACCUACAAACUGAGAAACCUGUGGUGUCAAAAAAUAUAUUUACAAGUGCGCUCAUGUAUGAAUGUGUUUAAAUUCGGGAGUGGCUCAGGCGAGACACCUCAUCUGAGCAGACAGCUUUUGCCAGUCGACUGGGAACUAACAUGUACUGAAGUUGUCUGCGUGAGAAAUAUAACCCAGUGCCAACCAAAAAACUCAGUAUUGACAGAAGACAACACAUGAACGCAACUUCAUAGACCUUAAACUCUUGAGGAUGAGUGAACACUACAGAGAAAGCUACUAUGGAUCCUCGUCCUCAGACCUGAGAUUGGUUCUUUUGGGGAAUAUCGGGUGUGGAAAGACGGCAUUAGCAGACACUAUCCUGGCCCAGCUUUCCCCCAUUUCUCCCGGUGCCUCCAGGAGCUGCCAGCUACGGCAGGGCUUCAUUGAAGGCAGGAAUGUGACCCUGGUGGAGGCACCGAGAUGGUACUGGAGUGGUGGCAAGAUGGAGGACGGUGUCAAAAAGGAGACACAGCGAGCAAUGACUCUGGUACCACCAGGCCCACAUGCUAUUUUGCUGCUGGUGCCUGUUAACCAAUUCACAGAGGUGGAGACACGUGUGCCUGCAGAGUUGGAGGAAUUGUUUGGACAGGAGGUGCUGGACCACACCAUGGUCAUGCUGACCUGUGGGGACUACUUGAUGGGAAAAACAGUGGAGGAGUACCUGCAGAAAGAGCACCCAGGCCUGAGGCAGGUAAUUGAGGGUUGCGGAGGACGGUACCAUGUCAUCAAUAAUCGACAGCGACAGGACAGGGACCAGGUCCGUGAGCUGCUGGAAAAGGUGGACAAUAUGGCGCGGAAAAACGGGUUAUACUACAUGAAAACAGCCCAGGACAGAGAGCUGGAAAAACGGGUGAAAGAAAAAAAGGAGCAACUUAUGGAAAGUUUCAGGGCUCAAAAGGAAGAGAAGAAAAAGACCCACACAUCAUCUUAUACCCCAAACACAGAAAGUCAAGAGGAAGAGUACUUCAAUGCCAUUUCAAGAGAGAGAAGGAGGAGACAAGAAGAAAAGGAGGGAAUGGUGGAAGGAGUUAAGGUGAGCCAGGUGUCCAAUGAGUAUGUCAGUGCCAUAUCAACAGAAUCAAGGAGGAGAAGAGAAGAAAUGGAGGAAAUGGUGGAAGGGGUUAAGGUGAGCCAGGUCUCCAGUAGCCUUUAUUCAACUCCAGCUCUAGAGCGACAGCCAUCCUCUGAGCUCUGUGAUACCGGGGAGUUAAAAAGGACACCCAGUUUCAAACUGAAUCAAGAUGGAGCUAUACUCUCACAAAUGUCAGAGGGUAAAUCAACUCAAAAAGUGAUCUCUACUUUUCACCACAGAAUUAACAGCUUUGAAGAGAGAUCCCCCGAGGUUUCGCCUACCACUACUCCUUAUUCGCCAGUCUUCUCCUUUUCCCUCCCCUCUUCACCAUCUUUUGCUGCCUCUCCUUCCUUGAUCUCCUCAUCCAGCUCAACCCCUUCUUCCCCCUCAUUGUCCUCAUCCUCAUCUUCUCCGGAGCUUCGCCUGGUGUUGCUUGGAAGAUCUGGAUCAGGGAAGAGUGCAGCUGGCAAUGAAAUACUGGGGCAGGAAGCCUUUGAGUCACGUCCAGACAGCCUCAUAGCAAUCACACAAUGGUGUGAGAAAAAGAAGGCAUUGGUUAAAGGAAGAAAGGUGGCAGUGGUGGAUACUCCAGACUGGUUCAAUUCAGAGCGCACUCCAGAUGAGGUGCGAGCUCAGAUCUCCUCCUGUGUGGCUCUGUCCAGUCCCGGCCCGCAUGUCUUCCUCUUUUGUGUUCCCUUAGACCAGCCUGCAAAGAACGAGCUGCAGGCUCUUGCGUCACUAGAGGCUGUUUUUGGACCUGAAGCAGUCUGGAGACACACUUUGGUCCUCUUUACUUAUGCUGAUCGUCUCAGGGCAAGUGGGAAGGCCAAAAAUAACAACAUUGAGGCAUACAUUGCUGGUCAGCGAGGAGAUUUGUUAAAGAUUGUGGAGAAAUGUGGGGACAGAUUUCAUGUUUUGGAGACAGAAAGAGGUGGUGGAGAGAGGAGCAAUGUUGCCGACCUGCUAGAAAAGGUGGAGCAGACAGCGAAGGAGGCCGGGGGGCAGUAUUAUUCUUGUCCUGCUUUUCAGGAGGCUGAGAACAGAGUGAGGCAGAAACAGCAAGAGAUGGCAAGAGAGAAACGAGGCGAAAACCUAGCAAGAGUAGAGGAUGUUGGCCCACUCAGCUCUGAAAGGCGAAAGCUUUAUCCUUACAUGCAGUCUGUUUCUGAGGUAGACGAGGAAGUGACGGAAGAUGAUAUUGAGAAAACAAGGGAUGAGGCCGAGAUGAGUGUAAGUACUAUGAAUAUUGAGAGUCUUCCUCCAAUUACACUUUCGACCAUAUCCCCUUCACUACUUAGUUCCAUAAUGGAGAAGAUGAGCACGGGUGCAAAGAAUUUACCCAAGCUGUUGGCAGAUAGCUCUGUGUGGGUUGGAGAGGGAGCACAGAGGAUGAAAGAUAGUGGAAUGUGGGAAAAAGUUGGCACUAGUGCACAAAGCGUCCAAAAGAUGGUGGUUGAUAGUUCUGUGUGGGAGAAGGUAGGAGUUACUGCAGGAAAUCUCUCCAAAGCAGUAGGAAAUAAAGUUCCCAGGGUAGUGGUAGAUGGUUCUGCAUGGGUGGGAUCUGGGGCAAAAGCAGCGGCUGCAAGUCCAAUGUGGGAAAAAGUGGGUUCAGGGGCCAAAGUCAUGGCAGAGAGUUCCAUGCGUGUCGGAGCUGGAAUUGGAGCUGGGGCAAAGAAUUUGGCACAGAGUCCCGUGUGGGGAAAAGUAGGCUCUGGAGCCAAGGCAGGGGCCAAAAUGGUGGCUGAGAGUUCAGUGUGGGAGAAAAUUGGAAAUACAGCUAAACAGGUGCCCAAAGUAGUCAUUGGCGGGGCAUUGCUGGGUCUGGUGCUCGGUGUGCUUUUGGGCGGUGUGAUUGGCGGAGCUGUUGGGGCAGCUGCUGGAUCUGCAGUAACAGAGGUGGGCAGGCGAAAACUCAGCAAGAGAAGCACAACAGAAAAGACAGAAGACGCUGCAAGAAAUGUUGACAGAACAGUAAACAAGAACAUUGACGCAGUGAGAAAACAGGGAGAGAAAUUUUUGAAAACUGAAUGAAGGACUGACAGAUGUUUGUAUAUAAAAUGUAUAGCAAAUGUAAAAGUGCUUUUUUUCUUGUGAAAUAAUAUUUUCAGCAAAUGAAAAAAGGCUUUUUGACUGCUGUGUAAUUUUUGAGGCAUAAAAUACACUUUAAAAUGAAUUUGAUUUGAGACGAUUAUAACUUCAGCUUAUCGCUACAUGUUUUAUUGAGACACUCGAUAAGUACAGAUGAGUGUGACAUGAAUUACACAUAUUGAUAUUAAAGCAAUAAUAUAUAAAUGAAAAUACUUUUCUGAAUGUUGAUACAUGUUUGCAAGACAUCAAAAUAUGCAAAGGAAUAAUAAAAAGUAUGACUAUUUUUGAUAAUGUCAAAAGUAAUGAUUUAACAAAACGAGUGACUAAAAAGAAUAUUAAAAUCUGUAUAUUGAUGAAAAUUCUGUAAAUUAUACCCUGAAUUGGUCACAGUGUUUUUUGAUUAAAAGUUGUCAUCAGAAA